AGAGAAGCUAUUUCACAAGAAUCAAGAUUCAUAAUCGACAUACUUUCGGAGAAAGACGAGGGAAGAUCUGUAACUGAAUGAUAUAGAAAUGGUUUUGAAAAUUGGAGGGAGAAUUGAAAAAGUGAACGGCAGAGAACUAACUUACAGUGAGUUCGCCGAGAAAUAUAUGUCCCAAAACCAACCUGUGCUUCUUACCGGACUUAUGGAUGAUUGGAGGGCUUGCAAGGAUUGGGUUUUAGCUAAUGGAAAACCCAAUCUUCACUUUUUCUCUACCCAUUUUGGGAAAUCCAAAGUUCAGGUUGCAGAUUGUGGGACUAGAGAGUUCACUGAUCAGAAGAGAAUAGAAAUGACUGUUUCUGAAUUUGUUGAUCAUUGGCUUCGUGAUUGUGGUGCUGGUGACGGGUCUUUAUUGUAUUUGAAGGACUGGCAUUUUGUAAAGGAAUAUCCAGAGUAUAUUGCAUACAGAACUCCCAUGGACUUUUCAGAUGACUGGCUGAAUUUCUAUCUUGACAAAUUUCGUAUGCAUAAUGAUCCUGAUACAUAUAGUGAGAGAGAUAAAAUAAGUUGCUCUGACUAUCGUUUUGUAUACAUGGGAUCAAAAGGAACAUGGACACCUCUUCAUGCCGAUGUAUUCAGGUCAUACAGUUGGUCUGCAAAUGUCUGUGGAAAAAAACAGUGGUAUUUUCUGCCUCCAAGUCAACAUCACUUGGUUUUUGACAGGAAUAUGAAAAGUUCCGUAUAUGACAUCUUUGCUGACGUUUCUCAAUCAAAAUUUCCUGGAUUUGAAAAGGCUAUCUGGUGGGAGUGCACCCAAGAGGAAAAUGAAGUAAUCUUCGUUCCCAGUGGAUGGUAUCAUCAAGUUCAUAAUCUGGAGGAUACCAUAUCCAUAAAUCAUAACUGGUUCAAUGGAUAUAAUUUAUCUUGGGUGUGGGAUUUGCUUUUAAAAGAUUACAAUGAGGCUAGUGAAUACAUUGAAGACCUCAAAGGAUGCGAUGACUUUGAGGAGCUUUGCCAACGAAAUCUUGCCGCUAAUACAGGCAUGAAUUUCUACGACUUCUUCAUCUUCAUUGUGCGCUUUGCCUUUGCAAAUGUAGUCCUACUACAUACAUUUGCCCAGGUAAAGAACGAAACAAGUCGGAAACCAUCAAAAGCACUGCAGCAUAUAUGUUUUAACCUCGAAUCAAUAAGAAGUACCGCUGUGAAAAUGAAACCCAUAAAUACAGGGGACAGACAAGGUGUUUUACUUGACUUGAGGAAAAACUUGGAGGAUCACUCAUUUAUAGAGCUCUGUGCAGCUGUUGGAAAAGCAUAUGAACUGAUAUAUGACACAGAUGAGAUGACCCCCACAUUAUUGCAGUGUACGGACUUGAUGUGUACUAGUUUUGUUAGAUCUCAAGUUCAGAGUUCUGAAGACCUAGUUGCCUUUAUCGAUGAUCCUUUGACAAAAUUAGGUGGUGCUUUUUCUCGUUAGGAAUAUCUGUAUACAUAUAUGAAAUAAGAAGUUCAUGUCCUUCGCAUAUCGAUAGAUGACAGCACGCUGAUUCUGAAGGAGUACAUCAGGUUUAUCAUCACCCUCUUUUACAUGUUAGUGU
Messenger RNA from Solanum stenotomum, 1592 nucleotides. RefSeq lists its product as uncharacterized. NCBI's taxonomy places the organism in Eukaryota, Viridiplantae, Streptophyta, Magnoliopsida, Solanales, Solanaceae. Gene Ontology annotation, cellular component: nucleus; cytoplasm. The transcript has 9 exons. Gene Ontology annotation, biological process: protein hydroxylation; negative regulation of gene expression; positive regulation of translational termination. Gene Ontology annotation, molecular function: sequence-specific DNA binding; histone H4R3 demethylase activity. The coding region runs from base 89 to 1471 and encodes 460 amino acids. The record is from RefSeq and is a predicted model, not a curated record.